Messenger RNA from Pseudozyma hubeiensis SY62, 291 nucleotides. RefSeq names its product sulfite reductase beta subunit. The transcript is spliced from 2 exons. Bases 1 to 291 code for a protein of 96 amino acids. NCBI's taxonomy places the organism in Eukaryota, Fungi, Basidiomycota, Ustilaginomycetes, Ustilaginales, Ustilaginaceae. The record is from RefSeq and is a predicted model, not a curated record.
AUGGCCAAGUUCCUGUACAGACUAGACAAUACAGCAUCGCAGCUUGACAAGCAUGUCAUGAGACGCGAGCGGGAACAAGAAGCGGGCGAACGGCAUCGCCUGAUCGACCGGUUUCGUCGGCUUCUCACGCUCAACUCGUUCAUCCCUGUCUCGCUCCGGCAGCGAAUCUUCUUCAUCGCAAUCGGCCCUUCUGCUCUGGUAGCUAAAGCGCUCUCCCUCCUUCCGACCAACAACAACAUCGUCAUCUCCCCUCUUCCAGCACAUCCUCCAUAUCAUCGUAAGACGCAAUGA